AUGUCAAACAAAUUCAAUAUUACUAUAAAAUCAGUUGACAUGCAAGAGUUUAUGCAACAAGAUGCAACCGAAUUAGCAAUUAAAUUAUUAGAAGAACAAACACCACACAAAGAUAUAGCUACGAUUAUUAAAAAAGAAUUUGAUAAAAAAUAUUUAGGAAACUGGCAUUGUAUUGUAGGAAAAAGUUUUGCUUCAUUUGUAACUCACGAAACCAAAAGUUAUAUUUAUUUCAAUAUUAAUGAUAAUUCAAUACUUUUAUUUAAAUCUGGUUAA
Molecule: messenger RNA, 273 nt
Organism: Dictyostelium purpureum
Lineage: Eukaryota; Evosea; Eumycetozoa; Dictyosteliales; Dictyosteliaceae
Exons: 3
Coding region: 1-273 (90 amino acids)
Biological process (GO): microtubule-based process; cilium assembly
Cellular component (GO): cytoplasmic dynein complex
Molecular function (GO): dynein light intermediate chain binding; dynein intermediate chain binding
Source: RefSeq, a predicted model, not a curated record